Messenger RNA from Theobroma cacao (cacao), 1450 nucleotides. RefSeq names its product WAT1-related protein At4g08300-like. Gene Ontology annotation, molecular function: transmembrane transporter activity. Gene Ontology annotation, cellular component: membrane. Lineage: Eukaryota; Viridiplantae; Streptophyta; Magnoliopsida; Malvales; Malvaceae. The record is from RefSeq and is a predicted model, not a curated record.
CUCAUUUCCGUGUUGGCAGCCUAAGAGUAAGUACUCAAGGGAAAACACAGAGAGAGAGAGAGAAACAUGGGAGACCAAACGCCGUGUGCAGCUUUGUCUAACACGCUGAACAAAGUGAAACCAUACCUGGCAAUGGUCUCCCUGCAAUUUGGAUAUGCAGGGAUGUACAUAAUCUCCAUGGUUUCUUUGAAGCAUGGCAUGAGUAAUUUCAUCCUUGCUACGUACCGUCAUGUUGUCGCAACCAUUGUCAUUGCACCCUUUGCCUUUGUCCUUGAAAGGAAAAUAAGGCCAAAGAUGACCCUCCCUAUCUUCCUCAGGAUUGUGCUUCUUGGUUUCCUGGAGCCAGUGCUUGACCAGAACUUGUACUAUCUCGGAAUGAAGUACACUACGGCGACUUAUGCAUCUGCUUUUGUCAACAUGCUUCCUGCUGUUACCUUCAUACUGGCAAUGAUUUUCAGAUUAGAGAAGAUCAAUGUGAAGAAGAUACGCAGUCUAGCAAAGGUCGUUGGAACUGCAAUCACGGUCGUAGGAGCAAUGGUCAUGACUUUGUACAAAGGUCCCAUUAUUGAUUUCAUCAAGUCAGGAGGAGCUACCCACAGUGGAACCACCACUGAAUCUGCAGAUAGGCACUGGGUUACUGGGACCAUAAUGCUUCUGGGAAGUAUAUUUGGCUGGUCAAGCUUCUUUAUUUUGCAAUCAUUCACGUUGAAGAAGUACCCUGCAGAGCUCUCUCUUACAGCUUGGAUAUGUUUCAUGGGAAUGGUGGAAGGUACAGGAGUGUCCCUUAUCAUGGUCCGUGACUUCAGUGCCUGGAAAGUAGGCUGGGACUCAAGGCUUCUUGCUGCAUCUUACUCUGGAAUAGUGUGCUCCGGAAUCGCAUAUUAUGUGCAAGGAGUCGUCAUCAGGGAACGAGGGCCAGUUUUUGUAACAUCUUUCAGCCCUCUAUGCAUGAUCAUCACUGCUGCGCUAGGGGUUAUUGUUUUAGCUGAAAAAAUCCACUUUGGAAGCAUACUUGGAGCCAUUAUCAUAGUCUCAGGCCUUUAUAUUGUGGUGUGGGGUAAAAGCAAAGAUGCGAAAAACUCAGAAACAGAUGAGAAAAGCAUUGAGCAGGAAUUGCCAAUCACAAACAAUGCUAGAUCAAUUAGGGUUGAUGAUGGCAUUGAUGGACCUCCCAAAAUUGUUAAUAUUCCAGCUGCAAAGAGCCCCUUCAGUACUCAAGGAACAUAAACACUUCCUUCCAAAAUGUUGAUAAAUUUGCAGCAGGAGUUGUUCUUUCCCAAGCGAUAAAAAACAAUACUAUGUAACCACUCCCCACCCCCUCUCUCUCUCUCUCUCUCUAUUUCUCAGCUGCUCUGCAUCUAAGUAAUUUGUAACUUAUCAUGUUUUGAUUGUACUCUUGAGGCUUUGAUUUGGUUCAAGCAAAAAACCAUGAAUCGUUGCGCUUUGCCAA